UUUAUCAUGUAUUUCUAAACUAAUAAGCGUACCAACCAGGGCUAUAUAUAGCAUUACCCAUGAUAAAUUAACAAGGGUUUAAAUGAUAAAUUUACCAGAGAAAAAAAAAACAUGAAAAAUAUGUAAAUGACCCGUAUACAUUUUUUAUCUGUGACUAACCGUCAGCCCAAGUGGUUUACAGAAGAUGAACCUCUGCAGCAGAAGCCCAACACUGUCACAACUCGCAACUUCACAAAAUCACAAGUCACAAACACACGACCAACUUUGACUCCUCUCCUGUUACUCUGAAUAAUUUGCUAAACCCUGCAAAACCCUAAAAAUUAAGGAACCAAAUUUGGGGAAAUUGGAGUAAUAUCAACAAUGGAGGAAGCUCAGAUGAAGGAAGAAUUCAAGACUGAAACAAACGAAACCCAGAUGGAGGAGAAGGAAACCGAAGAUACCCAAUUGGAGGAAAAAGAUUCCUACUUACAAACUGAGGUUGCUCCUGCUCUUAUUGCUCUUCACCCCUUCGAUCAAUCCAUUGCAGUAACUGUUGGUUCGGAGCUCCGAAUUUUCAAUCUUGUUAAAAAUUGUGCAGUCUCUUUGGCAGAUGAAUCCAAGGAGAUGCUACAUAGAGAUUCUAUUAGAGCUUUACGUUUUAGUGACUCGGGAAAGCUAUUGGUAUCUGCCGGUGAUGACAAGCUUGUUAAGAUAUGGGGCGCGGAAUCCUGGCAAUGCCUUUGUACUGUAAAUUCGGAGAAAAGAGUUAGCGCAGUUGCUAUUAGCAAAGAUGAGCAAUAUGUCUGUUUUGCGGACAAAUUCGGAGUUGUUUGGAUUGUAGAUCUUGUAGGGCUUGCUGAAAAUCAGCCUAACCCCGACAAGAAUGCUGUGGCAAUUUUUGGCCACUACUGUAGCAUCAUUACUAGUCUGGAAUUCUCGCCUGAUGGACGUUUCAUAGUCAGUGCUGACCGGGACUUCAAAAUUCGUGUUAGUGUGUUCCCCAAAUAUCCCUUGAAAGGAGUCCAUGAGAUUCAGAGCUUCUGUCUUGGUCAUUCAGAGUUCGUGUCAUGCCUCACUUUUGUGCACAACUCAGAUUUCCCACAGGGCUUUCUCGUGUCAGGAAGUGGUGAUUCAACUGUUUGCAUGUGGGAUGUUACAUCUGGGUCACUUCUUUGCACAAGUGAUGUUGGAAGAGAGGCAAAUUUAUCAGAGGAAAGCCAUCCGGCUGUUACUGAUCUAUAUGCCACUGCUGAUGGGUCAUUAGUUGCAGUCGCAAUUCAGAGCUUGCAAGGGAUAUUAUUAUUGAGCUGUGACCUCUCAGCCAAAAGGCUUUCCAUGCUCAAGGUGGUUCCUGUACCCGGAGAAACAUUCAUCCCAACAAGACUUGGGACGAAGUUGUCAGGAAACUUGUUAUGGAUGGUUACUGGUGCCUCAAAUUUACCUGGUACCAAAGAGUCAUCCUUUGCACGCAUCAGAGCUGUGUCAUGUUUUAAGAAAAAGUCCAAUGAUUCAGAUCUUGAGCCUAGAGUUUUGGAAGAUACAGAGGUACCUGGAGGAGAUCAAUUGCUAGAGAAGUUGCAAGGAAGUGUGUCUGUAGAGAGUACGGUUUUCUCUGCUGCUGCUGAUGCCCUAAAUGCUGCAAUGAGCAGUUUAUUGAGAAAAAAGCAGUAUUCUGAUGAGAAACGCGAUUUCAGAAAGAAGACUAGAAAUGAUAAGAAAUUUAAACAAUGAUAUAAAAGAUUAUUAGUAGCUCUUCAUUUAUUUUUAUUGAAGUUAUUUACACAUGGUUCAGAGCUUGAGGCUUCUCUCAUGUAAUUCUAAGGUAGAAUGUGUUUGUUGCCAUGCCAUUUGUUGUAUCACUAACUUCCCUGUGAAAAAGAAUUUUGUAACUUAUUCGAUACCUUAUUCAUUUUGUUUACCCAGCUACACUGUAUAAUUACAUUAAGCUUCUUUCUCAAUGUCGAAGGGUGAGUUAUGAUUGUA
Molecule: messenger RNA, 1962 nt
Organism: Chenopodium quinoa (quinoa)
Lineage: Eukaryota; Viridiplantae; Streptophyta; Magnoliopsida; Caryophyllales; Amaranthaceae
Product: tRNA (guanine-N(7)-)-methyltransferase non-catalytic subunit wdr4-like
Exons: 10
Coding region: 361-1710 (449 amino acids)
Biological process (GO): RNA (guanine-N7)-methylation
Cellular component (GO): nucleus; cytosol; tRNA methyltransferase complex
Molecular function (GO): protein binding; tRNA (guanine(46)-N7)-methyltransferase activity
Source: RefSeq, a predicted model, not a curated record